Molecule: messenger RNA, 402 nt
Organism: Plasmodium vinckei vinckei
Lineage: Eukaryota; Apicomplexa; Aconoidasida; Haemosporida; Plasmodiidae
Product: conserved Plasmodium protein, unknown function
Exons: 2
Coding region: 1-402 (133 amino acids)
Source: RefSeq, a predicted model, not a curated record
AUGCCCAAAAAGGGGGAAACAAAAUCUAAAAAAGUAAAUGAAGUUAUGGAUGAAACAAUGGAAAGUAAUAAUUCGAUAGAUGAGAAGGAAAACGAUAACUCAACUUCUGUAGAUCCAAAGACGUAUAAUAAAUUCAAAAAUGAUGGAUCCUUUUUACAGCAAGUUCUAGCAUUACAGAAGAAAAAUAAAAUAAGAAAAAUUAAAGAAUCGGAAACAACAGAUUAUAAGAUAAAGAAAGCUAAAAAAAUGGAAGACCAUGAGAAAAAAGACAAAGAAGUUAAAUUGGGUUCAGAAGAUGAACGGGAAGAACAAAUAAAAAAUGAAUACCUUGAAAAAAUUAAAAAAAUGAAGGAAGAGGGUUUGUUUACAGAUAAGGGAUUAGGAGCUGGGCUUGUUAAAUAA